Molecule: messenger RNA, 975 nt
Organism: Menidia menidia (Atlantic silverside)
Lineage: Eukaryota; Metazoa; Chordata; Actinopteri; Atheriniformes; Atherinopsidae
Source: the annotation of a GenBank genome assembly
AUGUCUGUACCUGGCAUAUUUCUGAAAGCCGAUCUCUUUGGGAAUGGAGAGAGGAAGGAUGACCAGCACGGCAGUAACAACGAUGGUAAACUUUCGGUCUGUGUACCAAAAACCACCAGUGGAACCAUCUGGAUCAUGGUUGACUGCAGCGAUCACUGUGACAGGGAGCAGAGAGAGAUGAUGCAUCACUCCUGCGGUUACUCCUCCUGCCAUGUUGAAAGCUGCAGGGAAAUUCAACAGACCUGCUCCCAGUGCUGCAUUCACAACAAUGAAGACGGCCCCUAUGGACGACACGCCCCGGCUACUACUUUCGGCUUGCUCAGGGUGCCGGACAGAGUCCACACUGGGGCUCUGCAGGAGCCACGCUCUUUCUCCAGAGUCAUUACUGACACCGCCCCAGUCCUCAAUAUCGGUGUUAAUCGCCAUGAGAAGAGACCUGCCACCAGCUGUUCCCUCAUCUUAAUGAUGCGGUUGGCCAUAGUGUGGACCUCUUCCAGCCUGCGAGCGGAAGUCAAGCGGGCAGCGUUCAGAACACAUGGAGCGCAGAUCCGGCGUGUUGAGAAUGGUCGCGGCGAUCCUAGCACCGUUCAUAGGGGGGUUGGAGUAAAUGGGCCUGAUGAGGAUCUUGAGCUGAGACUCCACCCUCUUUGCCUCUUCUGCGUCGUUGCACACGAUGGUGAAGCCUCCCACGCGCUCACCUGCCGGCAUCAGAAGGGAGAAUCCCAUGUUCUUAGCAAAAGACUGGGACAGCAGGAUGUUGUGGCCCUGUUCAAUGAAGUAGCGAACGGCCCAGGCGUCACGGUCAAUGUCUCCGCUGGCAAAGCCUUGACGACACAGCAACGCGGCUCAUCCAAGUGCUCCCACGCCCGAUUCCCACUCACCUUCACCACCUCUGAGAUCUCCUUCCACUGCUCGGGCUUGGGGUCCACACCGGCCUCGGUCACCCCCAGGAUGGGAUCAGGGGGGCCCAUCUGA